This is a messenger RNA of Papilio machaon (common yellow swallowtail), 2233 nucleotides long. It is a transcript of the gene Art7, whose product is annotated as protein arginine N-methyltransferase 7. NCBI's taxonomy places the organism in Eukaryota, Metazoa, Arthropoda, Insecta, Lepidoptera, Papilionidae. The coding region runs from base 44 to 2182 and encodes 712 amino acids. The transcript has 9 exons. Gene Ontology annotation, biological process: peptidyl-arginine methylation. Gene Ontology annotation, molecular function: protein-arginine omega-N monomethyltransferase activity. The record is from RefSeq and is a predicted model, not a curated record.
AAUUGACGAUAUUAUAAAUAAAUUAUAAAUAUUGAGUUAUUAAAUGUUUAAAGUUUUGCAGACAUAUAAAAGUAGUACUAGUAUUGCAUUGUCUUUCGUUGUAAGAUUUAGACGCUGUACCACAAAAACCAUGCAAGUUUUCACUCAGAAGCGUAAUCCCAUAACGGGGAGUACUGAAUGGGAAUUACAACACGAAAAUUAUGAUUACCAUCAGGAGAUUGCGCGAUCAGGGUUUGCUGAUAUGCUGCAUGAUAAAGAGAGAAAUCAAAAGUAUUAUAGAGCACUACGGUUGGCUAUUAAAAAGAUGCACAGUGAAGGAAAGAAGGCUAAUGUUUUGGAUAUAGGCACAGGAACAGGUCUUCUUUCAAUAAUGGCAGCGAAGUGCGGGGCUGACUCUAUUGUUGCAUGUGAAGCAUUCAAACCUAUGGCCGAAUGCUGUAUUAAGAUAUUGCAACGUAACAAUGUUGCUGACAAAAUAACUGUCAUACAGAAACGUUCAACUGAUAUUGUUGUGGGUGAGAAUGGAGAUAUGAAAGAGAAGGCAAAUAUCUUAGUUACGGAAGUCUUUGAUACUGAAUUGAUUGGUGAAGGUGCUCUUUCAACAUUCACUCAUGCACAUGAGCAUCUUUUAGAAAAAGAUUGUAUUGUGGUGCCGGACUCUGCGGUGAUAUACGCACAGGUCGUUGAAUGUCCCACAAUGCAGAAAUGGAAUAAAUUAAAUGAUUUAGCCGAUGAUGAUUUAGAUAUUAUCUUGAGGACACCACAAAAGAUGAAAGACUGUGCAGGUUCAGCUGCAGUUCAUGAUAUACUACUAUCUCAAUUGCCACGUAAAGCAUUCCGUGAACUAUCUGAACAAAUACCUGUGUUUUACUACGACUGGUCUGGUAAAACUCCUAUCGAUCUUAAGAAGACUGUUAAACAAGAGUUUACAGUAACUAAUACCGGGAAAGCACAGAUGGUAUUUAUGUGGUGGGAAUUGAAUAUGGAUACAGAAGGUAAAAUAGUACUAAGUUGUGCACCUUGGUGGUGUCAUCCGGAUGCAGAUUUGUCUUCGGAGAGACCACAGGACACGAUACCGUGGCGUGAUCAUUGGAUGCAAGCUGUCUACUACCUUCCGCAAGAACUGACUGUACACAAAGACACUGAAGUCACUCUCAUCUCAUGCCAAGAUGAAUACUCACUCUGGUUCUACUUAGAAGACGAAAAGACCAAACAUAAACAUUACAAAAGACCAGUUUGUGAGUGCGGAGUUCAUAUGACAUUCUCAAGAACACAUGUAUCAUAUUUAAAUGAUGGUAAAAGAAGUAAGAAACUUCUAGCACGACUUAAAGAAGAAUUGGUUAAAGAUUCUGUAGUUCUGGAUCUAAAUGGAAGCACUUUGUUAGGUCUGGCUGCGGCAAAACUUGGUGCAAAACAUGUUUUUAUACUUGAAGAUAAGAAAUUUAAUAUCGGAAUCUUACACGACUAUAUGAAAGAGAAUUUUCUAGAAAAUGUUACAAUUAUAGCGGACGUUGGUGAUGAUAUAUUGAAAGAUGUUACAAAUGUAAUUUGCGAUCCUAAUUUUAGUGAUGCAAUAUUACCUUGGGAGAAUCUUAAAGUAGCAUAUCUUUUACACAAAUAUAGAAGUAAGUUACGAGAUACAGUUUCAAUAAUACCUGAGGGUUGUGAAUUCUGGGCGAUGCCAGUCGAGUUUCUGGAUUUACAUAAGAUUCGUGUACCUUUAAAGGUCUGUGAAGGAAUUGAUGUGACCAUUUUUGAUCAACUAGUUGAGAGUUCUCGUGUCCUAAGUGAUGUUGAGAUCGAAGCGCAGCCGCUGUGGGAGUACCCGUGCACCUGUCGGGGAAUUCCCCGCAAACUGCUCGCCCUCGACUUCCAUAAUCUCAAGCCGAAGUUGGCCACAGAUGGUGUUAAUACCUUCACGGAUGUAGAAUCAGAUGAACGUCAGCCAAUGAACGGGUUCGUGGUGUGGACUUGUUGGUCAGUGGGCGGCAAGGUGGUCAGCUGCGGACCCACAGAGUGGCCGGCGGUCGGCGCACGGCUCGACUGGGACCCCCACACUCGGCAGGCUGUUAAGAUACUUAAAUACUCGCGCGAAGUGAGCGGCGAUGACAAGUGGAACUAUCAAAUAGUCACCGACUUGGACGAAGGACUAUUCAAUAUAACUAUAGACUUGGAAAAUUAAUUCAUCAUUCGUCGAAAGAUUUAUGAACGAGAAAUUGCUUUUAUUUUAUUG